Messenger RNA from Xenopus laevis (African clawed frog), 6639 nucleotides. It is a transcript of the gene zfc3h1.L, whose product is annotated as zinc finger, C3H1-type containing L homeolog. Gene Ontology annotation, molecular function: DNA binding. Gene Ontology annotation, cellular component: nucleus; exosome (RNase complex). The record is from RefSeq and is a predicted model, not a curated record. The transcript is spliced from 35 exons. NCBI's taxonomy places the organism in Eukaryota, Metazoa, Chordata, Amphibia, Anura, Pipidae. Gene Ontology annotation, biological process: regulation of DNA-templated transcription; DNA damage response; DNA-templated transcription. Bases 131 to 5896 code for a protein of 1921 amino acids.
CGCUUCUCUAGGUUUAGUCCGUGACGUAAAACGAGCGACCAAAUCUCGCGACACUAGUACAGAGUCUAAGAACAAACUGUACGAGAAGCGGUGCCUACAGUGUAGGCCUUAAUUCGAGGGGUUGUUUGCCAUGUCCGACCCCGUGCGACGAGCAAAGUCCCCCAGAGAGGAGGGAGAACUGGAGGACGGAGAAAUAAGUGAUGACAGCGUUAGACCCGACAGCCCUUUACCAGUCAGGCACAGACCGAGCAUUGUUGGCUACUCUCACCAACACCGGCCCCGCCCGCAGAGGCUGCAUCACGGCUAUAGGCCCAAGGAGCAGUACCGGCCCCCGCUCCGUGCUCAACAGCAGCAGCAAGGAGACAGCAACCAAAGGCUUUCGUUUUGGGAACGCAGCCACGAUACAUUGGAUCGUUUCCGCUCCCGGGGCUGGGCAGGUCGUGCCCGAGGUGGACGGUUCUGGCAUGGGGGUUGGAGAGACAGAGUGGCCAAGCCUAGUGGGCAAAGGCCGAGUAGCAGUUCUGCCCGGGGAGAUCCGUUUCCGAGAAAGCCUAAAAGUACCGUAAGAUCACCUAAUAGGAAACCAGGUCAUGUAUCCAGAAAUGAGAAUGCUGGAGAGGAAAGCUUUGAGGAUCUCUUACUAAAAUACAAACAGAUAAAACUUGAACUUGAAUCAAUUAAGAAAGAUGAGACGCUAGCUUUGAGUUUAAAAGAAGACCAUGUUAAAGGGCAGCACAAUGUGAUAGAAAACACUGUGGAGCUUCCAGUGCAUGUAGAGAAAAGUACUGCUGGAAAUUCCGAAGCCAUAACUCCUAAAGAUUAUAAACCCCCAGCGAAAACUUAUCAGGCCUUUGGAAUCAAAGCUUUUGGGCAAAAACUGAAACCUGUUACGGAGCAAAAGAAACAAAAAGUUGUCGAAGAAGACACAGUUGAGACUGAAAUCACAAAUGAUGUCACAAAACCCAAUCAAGAUUCUUCUGCUGUGGAACUAACGGUUUCCUGUGAAAGCAACAUUCCAAAAGAACCAAAGAAGCCUGUGGAGCAGGAGGAAGAGUUAUCAGAGCUCCAUUUAAGAUUACUUGCUUUACAGUCUGCAAGUAAAAAAUGGCAACAGAAAGAACAAGUGGUUAUGAAAGAAAGCAAAGAGAAGCUUACAAAGCCCAAAACAGAAAUUCAAAAAGAUAAGAGUGUACCAAAUUCUAUAGCAAAGAAAAUUAACAGUCCAGGUUAUGCAGCUAAACAGGAGAUUCGAAGGCAGAAGACGAAAGCAUGGAAAAAGUUGCAACAACAGAAAGAUGAAGAGCGACGCAGAGUGGAAGAAGAGGAAAGAAAAAAGCAAGCUGAGGAAGAGGAACGUAAAAAGAGAGAAGAGGAGAUUCGAAAGAUUCGAGAUUUGUCAAAUCAAGAGGAACAGUAUAACCGUUUCAUGAAGCUUGUAGGAGGCAAAGCCCGACGUAGCAAGUCUUUAGAUAAAGACCAAAGGCGACCUGAUAAACCAUGUGCAGAGAGUGCUGGAGGAAUCUACCAGUAUGAUAACUAUGAGGAAGUUGCAAUGGACACUGACAGCGAAACAAAUUCCCCAGACUCAUCACCUGGACGACUUCCAUAUGCUAGUGAUCAUGUUAUUGGAUAUGUCCCAUCAGUAUUGUGUCUAACUGAAAAAAUUCCUUCUGGAAUAUUGCCUCAUGAGUCAAAGAGCACAUUUCAGGAAGGUGCUAUUAUUAGUGGAUCUUCUGAAAUAUCUGUACCACCACCUCCACUCCCAGCAGAAGAACCAGAGCAGCCCCCAAAACCUCCUUUUGCAGAUGAAGAAGAGGAAGAAGAAAUGAUGCUACGUGAAGAGCUAAUCAAGUCUUUAGAAACUAAAAGGACUUACAAACCAGAGGAACCUACUGGCAACAGCCAGCCUUCUUCACCAACUUUUCUCAACAAUAUUAUGCCUGUGCCAAGGAUCACACUAACAUCCACUAGUAUUAACAUUGCCUCUCAUCACCGUAAAACAACAACUCAGAUAGUCCGAGUUCUGAGACCAAUUAGACGUGCAAUAAAGCUUCCAAAACACAAAUCAGUAGUUGUGACACUAAAUGCUUCAGAUGACAGUGAAUCCGAUGGAGAAUCUAUCGGCACAAAUCAGAGUGUUUUUGGAGGACUUGAGUUCAUGAUCAAAGAAGCAAGAAGAACGGCAGAGGCUUCCAUGCCAAAAGCACAAUCAAAAUCUGAAAAAGAAAAUGACCCCAUGAGGACACCAGAUGCUCUACCUGAUGAAAAAAAGAUAGAAUAUAGACUACUAAAAGAAGAGAUUGCCAGUCGAGAGAAACAGAAACUGUUAAAAUUUGAACAGUCCAAAGGGUCUUUAUCUCCAUCUGACUCUGACAUGGAAGUAGAAGGGAGUAGAAAACCAGUAGUUAAUCCAAAGAUCUUGGAAGCUGAAGCAAAACAUAAGAGACAUAUGAUGCUCUUACUGAAAGAUGAGUCUGUCCUUAAGCAUCUCUUGCAGCAAGAGGUUAAGAAAAACGAAUCUAUUAAAACAGCAGAGCUUAAGGUUACCAGACUUACCGAGCAGAUGCAAGUAACUGAAAAGUUCCUUAAUGCAAAUCGAAUGUUUCUUAAGAAUCUUCAAGAGCAGAUUACCAGAGUUCAGCUCAGAGUUCAGGAAAAGAAGACCCUUGCUUUGAAAUACAGUGAGGAACUUGCUCGUACAAAGGCACUGAUUAGUCAAGAAAUAGGAAAGCGAAAGCUGGAGCAAAAAACAUCUGGCGUAAAUAAAAUCUUCAAAAAUACCCUAACCAACAGUCCUGGUAGGCAGUCUGCAGAGGCAAUUGCUAAAGAAAAAAAGCGCUUGCAGCUACUGGAGCAGGAAUAUGCCCUCAAGAUUCAAAAACUGAAAGGAAUGCAGUCCCAGAAAUUAAAAGAGCAGCCCAUUCACCACCAUCCUGUGAUAGAAGAAACACCUGAAUUUGUUAUUCCACAGCCUUCGCUUCUUGACCUUUCACAGGACAAAAUAACCCUUGGUGCAGAGGAAAAUGAUGCAGAGGAUGAAGACUUGACUGUGUGUGUUAAAGAGAGGAGAAGGUCAUUUAGAGACAACGCUUUUACAAAACCAAACCUGAGGCAUACCGAUCAUACUCCCAAUAAGGACAGCUCAAAUAAACCUUCCAUAAUAAAUUCAGACAGUUCAGAACUUUUCUUAGGAUUGAAAAUUGAGGAGUUGAGAAGCCUUUACUCCGACACCAAUAACUUGGAAGAACUGCUUUUAGAGUCCAGCAAGCUAAUGUUGCCUCAGGAAAAGUGUGCUUCAGGGAAGGAAAUACCUGUUGAUGUGGAUAUAUUUCCUGCAAAGCAGACAGACACUCGGCCGUUGCCAUUUGAACCGUAUAAAAGUCCCCUUCUUGUGUUUAAAUCCUACAGAUUCAGUCCAUAUUUUCGAACAAAAGAAAAGCUGCUUCUAAGCUCAGUAUCCCACAGUAAUAUGAUUGAGCCCAAAACUUUUUUUUGUCAUUUUGAUCUAACCGGCACAUGUAAUGACGAUGAUUGUCCAUGGCAACAUAUGCGGGAUUGUACCCUCAGCAGAAAGCAACUUUUUCAAGACAUCCUCUCAUAUAACCUAGACCUGAUUGGAUGCUCUGAGAAAAGUACAGAUGAAGAAAUUGAAGUUGCUUCUGAGAAAUAUGUUGACAAAGUUUUUGGUGUUAAUUGGGAUCGAAUGUCAAUGGACCAAAUGUCUGUUCUUCUUGUUAGUUAUGUCAAUGAAAGCAACAAGCACAUGCCACCUCAUACCACCUAUAAAGAAAAACGAAAAUGGAGGCCAGUGUACUGGAGAAAACCGAUUUCAGACAGUAACAGCAGCGAUGAGGAGGAGAAGACCAUAAAAGCAGAUAGUUCUGCGCAUUCAUCAAAUUUCAAAACCAGGGUGCUCCCUGAAGAUGCUGUUGUCACUCCAGACGAUGUUAGGUAUUUCACUAAUGAGACAGAUAACAUUAUCAACCUGGAAGCAAGUGUGCUGGAAAAUCCUCAGGAUAUCCAGCUUUGGAUCAAGCUGGCAUACAAAUGCUUGCACCAGAGUGAAAGCUCUCCUUCAGAGUGUUUAGACUCCUCAUUAAAUGUGCUAUCUCGUGCGCUAGAACAUAACAGAGAAAAUUCAGAGAUUUGGCGUCAUUACCUUAAGCUGUUCUCUAAAAGGGGUUCUAGAGAAGAAGUGCAAGAGAUGUGUGAAACUGCUGUUGAAUAUGCUUCCUCAUAUGACAUUUGGUGGACUUAUUUAAAUUUGGAAAAUUCCUUUGAUGGGAAGGAUUCUGUAUGCAGCAGAACACUGCAGUACCUGAUGGACAGGGUAGAGGAGGAGAAAAAGUCAGAUCUUCUUUCUUUGCAGCUUUUAGAGACAUUGCUGUAUCGGGUACAUCUAAGUCUGAUCACAGGAAGGCUGCAAAAUGCACUUGCUCUUUUUCAGAAUGCUUUAAAGUGUGCUAACAAGAAGAGUAUAGCAGAUCACCUUACCCUGCAGGAUCGCUGCUUAGCAUGGCUUUCUUACAUUCACCUUAUGGAGUUCAGUAGUCUACCUGCUAAAUUCCAUGAACCAACAAAUACAAAUCCCUCAAGAAUAGUUAACAAGGAACCAUUUUUAAUACCUUGGCUGAAUUCCCAAAGUGUGACGACUGAUCCUGCCAUGCUGCUUGCUGUUUUUGAAGCUGCCGUGUCAUCUUGCUGUGAUGAGAAUUUGACAGCUGAGGAUGCAAUAGAAAUUGGUCUACCUCUUUAUAAGAAUAUGAUUAAGUUAUAUCUUUUGCUGAACAGACCCGAUGAAGCAGUUGAGCUAUGUAUGCAGCUGCUGCAGUCUUCUAUGGCUAACUGUGACAUAUUGGAAGCUUUGUGCUCUGUGUACCUAAAGAUGGCACAACCUGAGAAAGCCAUGGAUGUCUGGAUCUCUGCGUUCAGAAAUAACAUACAGAAUCCUAAGAUUUUCUACUAUACAUGCAAGUUCUUAGUUUCACAUAAUCAUAUAGACCAAAUUCCUUCCAUCAUGAAAGAUUUUGUCUUGUCAUUCUUUGAUACUUUUGAUGAGGAACAUAGCCCUACAGACCUUCUGAGAUACCUUCUAAGUUUUUCAGUACCUCUAAAUUUCAAAGCUCCAGCCAUAAAGGAAUCUUUUAAUGUGUCGGCUCUGCAAAUGCCAUACAUGUGGCUUGUGUUUUGUUUAUGGCAGACUAUUAGUUCGAGCACUGCAGAGAGUGUAGAAGCUUAUGAGGCAGCACUGGGAGCUGUAAUGCAACAGGAGGUGCUGCAAAGACUUUGGAUGGAUUAUCUUGUUUUUACUAACAGAAAAAUUGUGGGAGCCAAAAGUAAGGUUCAAGAAGCUAAACAUUUUUCGGAUUUAGUUAACAGAUGUCUGAUGACUGUUCCUAUAAGGCAUCUCAUUCCUUUUAGCACAUCCGAUUACUGGACCAACUAUGAGUUUCAUAAUUCGGUUAUUUACUUUUACUUGAGUUGUAUCCCAAAGGCGCAGCAUUCAAAAAUUUUGGAACAACUUUUAACCAUGAUGCCUUCAAAUCUUGGACUUGCACUCAGGGUUCUAAAACAGGAAUUGGAGGAGAACAAUAAUCAGAAUGUGAACAUGCAAUCCAAGAUGUUUACAUAUAAUUUCCCAAUGUGCCUGCCCAUCUGGAAAAUAGCCAUUGCAGUGGAAACUUUUCAAAAAGGACAUAAAGAGGUCCACCAUCUUUAUCAAAGAGCCCUGCAGAAGAUGCCUCUGUGUGCUGCCCUGUGGAAAGAUCAACUCUUGUUUGAAGCAUCAGGAGGAGGUAAAACAGAUAACCUGAGAAAACUAGUUUCCAAGUGCCAAGAGGUUGGAGUCAGCCUAGAUGAGCUCUUAAAUAUAAACACAGAAAGCAGGAGUCGCUGAACACUGGGUGCAGUCAGGCCAAAGUCUUAUUUUUAAAUGCCAGAUUGAUAAGGAUUAGCAUUUAAGUGUUUGCAAGGCAAUUCUGCUGCGGUUCAAGCCUGUUUUGGUAGCCCAGAAAAUGUAUACUUCCACUAUCAAACUGGAGAAAUGAAUUCGGCCUGCUUCUAGGCCCAACAAGAUUCUCUAUACAUCAUUUACGUAAGUAUAGUUCAUCAGUGACUGCUGUUUUAUUGUUUCUGUCUGUGUUUAUUCUCCUCCCUACCCUAUCCAUUUAUUUUGCAAAACCCUCUUUGUUGUGCUGUUUCUAACUUACUUGACUCUCUCACUGAUGCCUAUUAGACCUCAUGUCUGGUAAUAAUUACAGAGGCUGCUGUUUACACCACAAAAGCAAUCGGUCUCUCAUUCAAAAUCAUUCACGAUUUGGUCAGUUCACAUUUAAAAAAGAAUGAGGGUGGGAUAUUCAAGAUACAUAUAUUGGUGUAGUUAAAGUAAAGAGCAGCAGGUGGUACGGGAAACCUCUCUGCUAAGGCCGUCAGUCUGCUAAUUGCACUUGAGGGUUGUUUCUUUUUUUCUAUUUAUUUUAUUAUGUUUCCCAUUUCUACAUUUUGGACUCCGCUGAGACUGUUAAACUUGAAGAUAUUGCAAAUGCCAGUGCAUCAGAACUGAAGAGUGGUCAAUUACAAUGUGCAAUUAUUUUCUUUGUGAAGUUUUAUUUAUAAUAAAGUUUAACAGUUUAAAGUACA